AUGCCGUGUUCGCUCGUCGUCUCAGAGUCCAGCAGGCCUACCACUCUCACCACAUGGAUGUUUUUGCAGAUGCCUAAGAGCCUUGAGGCCGAUAUGGCUCGGGAUGAGGUGGGUUAUGACAAGAAACAUCCACAAGCAGCUAAGCAGGAGCUCAAGGCGGUUUUCUCAUCAGCAGUCACUGGUGGACGCAUCACCGACAUCAGGGACAUCGCCAACCCCAACCACCGGGUCAGUAGUCUGGUACAGCCGGUUCGGUUCGUGGAUGCUUUCACUGAGAUGGUUCUGGGAGAUCCGGAUAAUCGGACGGGCAGGAGUGUCGAGGUGUUGCUCGAGGUUGGCCCACAUACGGCACUAGGAAGCCCUAUCCACGAGAUCUUAACUCUGUCCGAAUUUAAAGGCACUGAGCUUCCAUACUGGGGCUUUCUAGUACGUGACCAGCAUGUAGGCGACAGUAUCCGAUCUGCCGCCAUCAACUUGUUUUCUCGAGGCCAACCUCUAGCCAUGAACCAGAUCAACUUCCCGGUGCCUGCGUAUGACGACGAGAGCCCCCGAGUCUUGACAGACUUGCCGUCUUAUCCCUGGAACCAUAGUAUACGUCACUGGCAAGAAUCAAGAGUCAACCGGGCCAUUCAUGAACGUAGCGAGCCACCUCAUGAACUGCUCGAUAUGCCCGUCGGUGGCAACGACCCCAGCACAGCCGUUUGGCGCCGCAUGUUGCGGGUUAGCGAAACUCCUUGGAAGCCUGCACUCAUGAUUUCGGUCCACCAGAUGUGA
This is a messenger RNA of Fusarium musae, 774 nucleotides long. RefSeq lists its product as uncharacterized. Gene Ontology annotation, molecular function: fatty acid synthase activity. The transcript has a single exon. Bases 1 to 774 code for a protein of 257 amino acids. Gene Ontology annotation, biological process: secondary metabolite biosynthetic process; fatty acid biosynthetic process. The record is from RefSeq and is a predicted model, not a curated record. Lineage: Eukaryota; Fungi; Ascomycota; Sordariomycetes; Hypocreales; Nectriaceae.